AUGAUCUUCACUGCAGAGCAGGUGGCCUGUGUGUGCGAGGUCCUUCUGCAGAGCAGUUGCAUGGAUCGUCUCGCCGGCUUUCUCUGUAGUCUUCCUCCUCCUUCCCUCUCCUCCUCUCCUCACCCUGGGGAGCUGGAGAGCGUGCUGAAGGCCAAAGCAGCAGUGGCCUUUCACCAGGGCCGCUUCGCUGACCUCUAUACCCUGCUGGAGGGCUUCCCCUUCUCCCACCGCAGCCACCCUCUCCUGCAGCAGCUCUGGCUCAGAGCCCACUACAUGGAGGCGGAGAGGCAGAGGGGCCGACCCCUGGGAGCUGUGGGGAAGUAUCGCGUGAGGAGGAAGUUUCCUCUACCACACACCAUCUGGGACGGAGAGGAGACCAGUUACUGUUUCAAGGAAAAAUCACGGAGUAUACUGCGUGAGUGGUACCGCCAUAAACCUUAUCCCUCCACCCGGGAGAAGCAGGAGCUGGCAGCGUCCACCGGCCUGACAACCACACAGGUCAGCAACUGGUUCAAGAACCGCAGGCAGAGGGACCGAAACAUGGACAUUAACGGUUUCCAAACAUCACACUCUGGAGGACCCUCAGGAGACGUCUACCCUUCCUCUGACAAUGACUUUUCACCUCCAGCAAGCCCAUGUCCCCUUCACCACUGCCCUCCACCUCCACCUCCACCUCCACCUCCACCCCUCUCUCACCCACCACCUCCUCUACAUCACAUGUGUGAAGGCCUCAACUGAAUCUGCCCUUCAAAUGUUUGAUUUGUAAUUUCUA
Epinephelus lanceolatus (giant grouper) is the source of this 772-nucleotide messenger RNA. RefSeq names its product SIX homeobox 9 (gene six9). The record is from RefSeq and is a predicted model, not a curated record. NCBI's taxonomy places the organism in Eukaryota, Metazoa, Chordata, Actinopteri, Perciformes, Serranidae. Gene Ontology annotation, biological process: regulation of skeletal muscle cell proliferation; regulation of transcription by RNA polymerase II; skeletal muscle fiber development. Gene Ontology annotation, molecular function: DNA-binding transcription factor activity, RNA polymerase II-specific; RNA polymerase II cis-regulatory region sequence-specific DNA binding. Gene Ontology annotation, cellular component: transcription regulator complex; nucleus.